CCUACGUGUUACCAUGGCACUGUUACCUUGCCAGAUGGGAAAGAGGGAACAGUAAGGCAGUAGCCGUAGGUCUGUGCACAUCCACUGUGCGACUGGUAGCCAGGAGGUGAUGCUGGAGUGUGGUGGGAGCUGGAAGCAGAUGGGCAGGCAGCAGUGGCAGGGCAGCAAGAGGUAAUUCACCCCCAACCUCGGGGCUGGAUGUUGGCUCGUGAUAAGCUGCCUGGCUGUGAGCGUGGCAUUCUGAGGCAUAUGUACUGUGGUGUUCAGCCAUCUCAGAAAUCUGCUGCUGAGCAUGAGUCAGCCCUCCCCGGGUUAACUGUUAAAGAGCAGUAUCAAGAGAUAAGAUCUUAUUCUGAGCCCUCCAAGCCCUUUCUUCUCUAAGUGGCCCCAGUAGAGGAAGGGAGUCCCUAAGGUCCCACUGCACUGUCAUGGCUCACAGAAGUGGGCUGUGACUCCCAGCUCCCAUUGGGCAUGGUGCAAUUGUCCUUGCAUUAAGGCAUGUGGAAAGAUGUGAUACUAAAUAAGAGGAGUUGUGUGACAUCUAAGGAGCAUGGCCUACUGGUUCAGAGCCCAGGUGGAGUCAGCCUCGGAGCCAUCAGUCUGAGCCUGUGUGCUACAAGGCACGAAGGGUGCUGCAUGAAGCAGAGCUCAGCCUGCCUUCCUGACAGCCUUGCUUUCCAUCUAGCAUAAUGUCACCACUCUGUCUCAGAUGGUGCUGAGCUCCUCACCAGCAAGACCCGUCCCUCGCACCCAUCCCUUCCAGCCUCAUGCUUCCCUCUUGCUGCUGAGCUGGGAGAGCAUCUCCCCAAUCCUAUGGCAGUAAACUCACUGGGUGAUGCCGUGGAGUGAGGAGAGCAACAACCAAUUCCUUAAGGGGCCAUCUCAGAGCCUUCCCUGGCUUUUCCUCCUGUCGCAGGGAGAAGUGCCCCUGCCUAAGUGGAAUAAAUUGGUACAGACCAUUAGCAGCGCAAGUCCUCCUCCGGCAGGGGGGAGGGAGGGAGCGAGCUGUCGGCACUGGUCUGGAUACAAAGCAGUCAGCCACGCUCUGGCUCCUUCCUCCCGCAUCCCGUUGGCCUCCUCCUCCUCCUCCCUGUUUGCACGCUCCCUCCCUCCCACGUUCGCUCCCUUCUCUCAUUCUUUCCUUCUCUUACCGCCACGCUGCAGAGAGGCAGACCUGGGGAACUGAUGGUCCACGGAGGAGGAAGGAGCUCUCCCCUGCAUUUCUUUGAGAGUGAAACGGAGAGGCAGAGAUGAUGAAGGAGCGUUUUGGUUGCUGCCUGGAUUAAGAAAGAAUACAUAAAAAAACAAAAAACAAAUCCGGACCCAACAAACAAGGAAAAAGGGAGGGGAAAAGGAGGAGGAGGUUGCUGAAGGGAGCCCACUCCAGUGGGUGAACAGCUGCUUUGAAUCGUGCCUCUGUUCCCAGGGAUUAAAGCAUGAAUGGGAGCAGCCUCCCAGCCACGAUGGAGAGAGAAGGCGGUUCAGGCUGUGGGAAUAAGGUUUCCUGCCAGGUGGGUGCCUGAGGUUCCUGCUGGAGGGCCCUACAGCAUCCCAUAGAAGCACUCUCCUGGUCUCAGCAGCUGAGGCCCCUCCAAACCUGCUUCUGCAAUGGAUGAUGGUGGUGACUCCCGGCGUGAUCUCGCUGCAGGCUUGGACUCCAAGGAAUACUGCUUGUCGGACCGGGACAUUGUGGAGGUGGUGAGGACAGAAUAUGUUUAUACUCGCCCACCCCCGUGGUCAGACACCCUUCCCACUAUCCACGUCAUUACACCCACCUACAGCCGGCCUGUGCAGAAAGCAGAGCUGACGCGCCUGGCCAACACCCUCCUGCAUGUGCCAAACCUGCACUGGAUCCUGGUGGAGGACUCCCAGCGGCGCACACCCCUCAUCACCCGGCUGCUGCGGGACACGGGGCUCAACUACACCCAUCUCAACGUGGAGACCCCUCGCAACUACAAGCUGCGGGGAGACAUGAGGGAUCCCCGCAUCCCUCGGGGGACCAUGCAGAGGAACCUUGCCCUGAGGUGGCUGAGAGAGACCUUUAACAAAAACAACAGCCAGCCUGGGAUUGUUUACUUUGCUGAUGAUGACAACACCUACAGCCUGGAGCUCUUUGAGGAGAUGCGCAGCACCAGGAAGGUGUCGGUGUGGCCAGUAGCCUUCGUCGGUGGCUUGCGCUACGAAUCCCCCAAAGUGAAUGCAGCAGGGAAGGUCUACGGCUGGAAAACUGUGUUUGACCCCCAUCGCCCCUUUGCUAUAGACAUGGCAGGGUUUGCUGUGAACCUCAGACUGAUCCUCCAGCGAUCUCAGGCGUACUUCAAACUGCGAGGAGUGAAGGGAGGCUACCAGGAGAGCAGCCUGCUGCGAGAGCUGGUCACCCUGAACGACCUUGAGCCGAAAGCUGCCAAUUGCACUAAGAUUUUAGUCUGGCACACGAGGACAGAAAAGCCUGUGCUGGUGAAUGAGGGGAAGAAAGGAUUCACAGAUCCCAACGUGGAAAUCUGAGCGUGUUCAGCUGAGUGGAGACCAACACCAGAAGAUUUCCUCACGCACAGCCUCCAAGGUUUCUCCCCACAGCAUACAGCCAGACAUGCAGUAGCCAGGACCUCUGCUGACUUCCAAGAGUUUUAGUGUACUGAAAGCAAGCAACACUGCAUACAUAAACUACCCGGAUCCCCCCGCCCUUCCUCCUGGACUCUGAGCAGAACCUGAUGCUCUGGGGGUGGAGAAAAAGCACAGAAAUACAGGACUGAACUUCCCUACAGGAGCAGCUGCCCUGCGAGACACUCGGUUUGGGAGAAGUGCACGAUGCACUGAAGAUGCAGCCCGGCUGGAAGGGCAGCCCAGACUGAGCGGGCUGUUAUACAGGACGUGAGAGCAAGGGUGAGAAUGCACACGAGUGUGCUGGCCCCGAUGACUUGUCCUUCCCAGACAUGCACCCUGUGGCUAUGUGCCCAACAGCCAGAGCAGCUCCCUGCUGACAGAGGGGACAGCUGCCUUCCGAGAUGGCAUCUCAGCCCUUAAUUCGAAACCUACUUUAAUCAGUGUUUAUUAUGCUGCACAAGACAGGAAGGCUUGGGGGGAGAGUGAAAAGCAAGGCAGGUUAGAACAAACCCAUCUGUACAUCUGUUUCUUGUAUCCCCUUCUCCUUCCCUUAUUUGGCUUCGUGGGUUGGAGGGUGCUCUGUGCUCAUACAUGGAGUUACGUGCACAACAUGCAGCUCUUGAUGCUAAAAGAGCUGUGAGGGGUUUUUAAAGAGAUGGUUGUGGCCGUGCACCGUAAUACUUCACCUGGGCUCAGAUCUUAGUUCUAUUUAGCUCACAUUUGGUUAAUGUGAGUGUUAGGUGUGGGAUUCUCAGAAGGGUGCUUUUACAUAAAGCCAAAUUUCUACUCUUAAAAAAUAAAGUGAACUGCUUAAAAAUAGGGAUUGAACAAGAAAAAUUGAUUUUUAGUACAUGUACCAUCUGAGUGGAGUGUAUCCUUCAGUCCUAGCUCCUCUUUCAGGGCUGGACUGGUGUGCAGAGCCACACUGGAGCCAAUCAGGAGUUAACUAAUGGGAACAGAGCUGCACCCUUGUAAAGGGAUCCUGUGCUUAGCGUGCUCUGUUCCUUCCUCCUCUGGCUCCAGGUAGGUUGAAAAACUAUGCAGAAUAUUAGUUGCCUCUUCCCUGCUCUGUAACUUCAAAGGACAGGAGAUGGCAUUGAUUAAAGGAUAUUCUCUAAUGAAACUGUAUCUUGCUCCUCAGCAAGAGGGAGGUGGCUGAGCAAUGCAGAGGAGGAACCUGGGUGCUGCUACUUUGGCUGACUAUUUGAAAACAACAAACUUGCUGAGGAAGAAAUUAAGGUACAGCUUAUAGCCCUUCUCUGAACCUCCAGCCAGCAAACACACAAAAACCCCUAAAUAAAUACACAGAUCUUAGCACCCUCCCCUCACAGCCGUCAAACAUCUGAUCAAUGCCCACUGCCCCAAUUCUUUCAGAAGGGUCUGAAGCACAAUCUUAUCUUUGAGUCAAGGGAAAGUGUAAUCCCAGAUUUGGUUCUUUUUAGCCCUAACGCAUAGAAUUACUUCAGUACUACAGGUGGGAUUGUUAGCUUCAAAGUGCAGAAUUCUCCCCUUGGACUGAUGGCUGUGCAUUCCCUAAUAUUUAAAGAAACAUUUGGGUUUGUUUUUCAAGUUAUUUUCUCCCACUGUCCUUCAGAAUCAGUGGGGGAAAGCUGCAUUGCUCAGCUCUCAGUCACAAAGCCUUGCUACACAGCCUUUAGAAUAACAUUCUUUUAGAUGCGUUGGCUGAAGUGCUACUGGGAUAGAAAGCAUCCAGUUCCACUGGCCACUCUAUGGGAACAGGCACUGUUACCUUAUGCUAAAAUGGGAGCUCUGUGCAUUUGAGCAGACUGAUUCUGUUCUUGUAUGAGCAUCCCAACCUCAGUUCAGUCUGCACACCCUAGAGGGGAAGGAGACAUUGCUAAAGGCAUACAAAUUCUGCUGCUAAGCUAGUUCCCAACUGAUGGCCUCUCCUAGCUGCAUGUUUUCAUUCACUAAUGUCAGCUCCAGCCCCUGCUGAGCUGCAGCCUUCCCUCCAUGGAAGGAAAUAACUUCCAGAAAAACACAAAGGCCCAAGUCCUGACCACAGCCCUACUUUUACACUCCUCAAAGUUGUUGGGCCCUUCCAACUUGCAUAGCUGCACUGUGUGUCUGGGGAGCAGAGAUGUGCACGCUCAGUGAGACCAGCUCUGGUCAGGGUGGAGUGUAUUACAGCCGCACUGUCUGUUCUCAGUUUUAAAUAAACUGUAUUUAAAUUUGUUAAAUAAAAUUAAGUAUGGUUUUUAAGAGCUAGAAUGCCCUGCAACUCCAUUCUGAGAGGCAGUGCAUACGGUCAGUGCUUCUCAGAGACCUAAUCUGUUCUCCCGUUUGCAAGUAUUUAUGCAACUCCUUGGCUUCUAUCACAACCAAAACCUGAUUGCUGCUCCUUUAUAAGGGGGAAUUUCAUCUCCAGGUGCAAGGAGCUCUCUUCUCUGUGACUGAAAGCUCUCGCUUGUU
This is a messenger RNA of Phasianus colchicus (ring-necked pheasant), 5037 nucleotides long. RefSeq names its product beta-1,3-glucuronyltransferase 1 (gene B3GAT1). Gene Ontology annotation, molecular function: galactosylgalactosylxylosylprotein 3-beta-glucuronosyltransferase activity. The record is from RefSeq and is a predicted model, not a curated record. Gene Ontology annotation, cellular component: Golgi membrane. Gene Ontology annotation, biological process: chondroitin sulfate proteoglycan biosynthetic process; carbohydrate metabolic process. NCBI's taxonomy places the organism in Eukaryota, Metazoa, Chordata, Aves, Galliformes, Phasianidae.